AUGUACUCGACGCUCCAGCGCCUCAACCACUAUGGUUCCAUCUCGACGACCUUUGUCAUGGUCCUCCUCGGCCUCAUCUCCCUCGCGAGCUUCUUCACUCUCCCAGUGAUUGAGCCGGGAAGCGUGAGUGUCAACGAUGUUAUCAUCCGGCGCGGCCGAAUUAACCACUGGGGAGGGCCGACUGAGGAGAUUGCCAGCAUGCGCUUCGACAUGCGCACCGACCUGACCCAGCUGCUGAACAGCUACAACACCAAGCAGCUGUUUAUUUACCUCACCGCCGCUUACGUGGACGAUGUGAGUGGCGAUACACACGAGGUCGUGCUCUGGGACCGGAUUAUCACUCGCGGCAGUAUCAGGGACUUCCGGUCUACUGGUGACGCUGUCGCACGCAAGAACCGCUCACACCGGGCCAAGAUUCGGAUGGACGACGUCAAGAACAAAUAUGUGUGGCGGAACCCUUCACGCUCCUUCAAGAACAUCCACAACGCCAACAUCACGCUUUCCUACCAUCUGAUGCCUUACGUGGGACUGGUGACAUCUGGCGUCGCCGCCACUGCACGAGGCAUGGUCGAAAUCCCAGACCUUGUGAAGAAGUAG
Messenger RNA from Cutaneotrichosporon cavernicola, 597 nucleotides. RefSeq lists its product as uncharacterized. NCBI's taxonomy places the organism in Eukaryota, Fungi, Basidiomycota, Tremellomycetes, Trichosporonales, Trichosporonaceae. Gene Ontology annotation, biological process: protein targeting to ER. The transcript has 3 exons. The coding region runs from base 1 to 597 and encodes 198 amino acids. Gene Ontology annotation, cellular component: signal peptidase complex; membrane. The record is from RefSeq and is a predicted model, not a curated record.